AUCAGUGAUAGUUAGCGCCGCCGACCUCGGCAUUUCGAACGCCGGGAAGGAAGGGGCCGUCCGAUGGGAACACUUUACGGUGAGGAUCUCGUCUUCGAGCUCCGUUCGCAGGUUCUCUCUCUCAGCUGCCGCGUGGAGGAGUUGGAGAGGGAGAACGAGGGAUUGAAGUGUCGAUUAUCAAGUUGUUCUUGUUCGAAGGUAGAGUGCUUGACAUCUUCAAUUUCUGUGAACUGUGAGUUGACAACUCCUAAUAAACACCAUUGCAAAGAGUUUCCUGUAAAUCAGACAACGGAACCUGCUAUUGAUUCUUCCUUUGAUCAUUCACUCUUGUGUUCAACUAACCCUGUGAAGGAGAAUGAAGCUUAUGCAUUUGAUGAUUUGUGUAUGGGGACCUCAGCCAAAGUAUCUAUGCUUGAUAAGAUAGAAGAGCCAGGUUUUUACUUGAAAAAUAUAUAUCAGUAUGCAAGGAGAUGUGUUGCCUUGAAAAUCAUGUAUUUUGGGCAAAGGUUUUACGGAUUUGCCUCAGAGGCCCAAAUGGAGCCAACUGUUGAGGACUUCAGAAAUUCUGCAUCAAUCGAUACAAAUACCUUUUUUCUUCAGUCUGAAAUUUUCAGAGCACUUGAAAAGACAAAACUUCUGGUUGACAAUAAGGAGAAUUCACAAUAUUCAAGGUGUGGUAGGACAGACAAGGGAGUUUCCUCUACUGGCCAGGUGAUUGCCAUAUAUUUGCGAUCAAAGGUCAAAAAUAAUGGAGGGAACAACAACGAGAAGACUAUAUUUGGAGAAAAUUGUGAGGGCGAAAUUGAUUAUGUGCGGGUAUUAAAUAGAGUUCUUCCAAAGGACAUUCGAGUGAUAGGCUGGUGCCCUGCUCCGUCUAAGUUUCAUGCAAGGUUCAAAUGUUUGAGCAGGGAAUAUAGGUACCUUUUUUGGCGUGAAUCUUUAGAUAUAGCGGCAAUGCAAAAGGCUGCUAAGAAAUUUGUUGGGGAACAUGACUUCAGAAAUUUCUGCAAGAUGGACGCAGCAAAUGUGAACAACUAUACUCGGAAGAUCACAACCUUUGAGAUUUCUUCUUGUGGUAAAAGAUUUGACGAAAACGAACUUUGUACAAUGACAAUUAGGGGCAGUGCGUUUUUGUGGCACCAAGUCCGCUGCAUGGUGGCUGUGUUAUUUAUGAUCGGUCACGGUUUUGAAUCACCUGAGAUAAUUGAUGUGCUAUUGGACAUUGGCAAGACUCCAAGAAAACCUCAGUACAAUAUGGCGCCCGACCUUCCUUUGAUUCUUCGAUCUUGCGAAUUUGAAGAUAUAAAUUUCAUUUGCUCAUCAGAUGCCGGUCGAGCUUUGCAUGAGCACUUGAAGAACGAAUUCCAGACUCAUAUGUUGCAAGCUGCCAUUUUCCAAGAGGCUCUGAGUUGCACUUCUUUGCCAGAAACAAGUUCAAUGAACCCCGGAAAGAAACCAAAGGGUCAUGUCCCUCUCUUGCUUCGGCCAACCGAACCAUCCUUUGAAGAGCGACGGGCGAAGCUUAACUUGAAAGGUGUUCUCAAGAGCUGAUGCAAAUGUUUCACAAGAACUGCUCGUAUUUUUGGAUUGCUGAAUUAUUCAUGAAUCUGGGUGAGUGGUUCAUGUUUUCUUGUCAAUUUCAUUGAAAUUCACAAACUAUAUAUAUAUAUAUAUAUAUUUAUAUAUAUUUUUAUGAAUUUUCAUAAUGUAAAUUCCACCCAUCUUUGGUUCUGUAUGUAUGUAUGCAUGUAUGAUCACACUUGGGGGUCAUAGAUCACUGUCAAAAUUUCCUUUUGUUAUAAAGUGUGAAAACAAGCAAAUAAAAUGAGGGACAUAAAUA
Molecule: messenger RNA, 1840 nt
Organism: Dioscorea cayenensis subsp. rotundata (Guinea yam)
Lineage: Eukaryota; Viridiplantae; Streptophyta; Magnoliopsida; Dioscoreales; Dioscoreaceae
Product: tRNA pseudouridine(38/39) synthase
Exons: 16
Coding region: 64-1551 (495 amino acids)
Biological process (GO): mRNA pseudouridine synthesis; tRNA pseudouridine synthesis
Cellular component (GO): cytoplasm; nucleus
Molecular function (GO): RNA binding; pseudouridine synthase activity
Source: RefSeq, a predicted model, not a curated record